AUGGGCACUGCGCAUCCUAACCAGGCUGGCGUCGCCUUCGAAAACUCCCUACAGCGCAGAGAAUCGCUCUCGACUGGCCUUCCUCGACUCUCUCUAGCUGCCCCAAAGGCCAUAUCUGCUUCUUCGCAAGCCGGUUUGGCCUCGGACAUCUUCUCCAGCACCUCGCAGGCCUCGAAUCUGCCGGCCUCGAUGCCCUACUCCAUCACGCCCAUCGGAAAACCGUCCAGCUUCGACUCGAGAACUCCCGUCUCUGCUACUCGUCUAGGCCAGCAGCUCUGCGCAAACGGUUCAAACGGCUCGUCCUCUACCAGCAUGGGGAACGGACAGCAGCAGCAACAGCAGGGACAGCAUGGCGGAGCAACUGCUGUUCCGCUGCGGAGCAUGCUACUCUUUGCGAAAAACCUGGUCGAUGCAGAAUUUAUACCGAACGAAUACUCUGAGGACGCCUCCUUUCUUACUGCGGUUGCUUUGUUCGAGACCAGAACCGCUGCUGAGGAGGCGCAGGCGAUGCUGAACGGGAAGCCCAACUCGACCAACGAUGCCAACAUGAUAGUCGAGAUCGUUUCUCCUUGCCCUACGACAUCUGCGAUGAUAUCUCGCCGGAAUACCAUCGACCAUCUGCCUCGUUCGCUCUCGAUGCUCUCUCCCACUUCGCCGCAUCCGUUCAUGCCUCCGUCUCGGAUGAUGAGCCGGCUCGACGAUAUACACUCGCUCGACAAUGGGCUGGAUGGCAAGCCGCCGACGACGAACGGUGAACUUCCCGCUCCCGAUACGGGAUCUCGAAUACACUCCAUCUUCUCCUCUCAGUCUCCCGCAGGAAACGGGAUGAACGACCGUCCUCGUGUCUCUGGUAAAUCGGUCAUUGAUCAGGACGUCGAUGAAGACACGGGCGAGCUCUUGAAAGAUCCCAUCGCAUACGCUCGAAACGGACCCAUGGCCCUCCAGCGACGCUCAACCAACCCUCAGCUCCCCAUGUCACAGUUCUCCAACCUUUCUCUAACCACCAACCUGUCCUCUCCGCCUCUCGCUCCCUUCAGCGCCGGAGCUGGCACGCCCGCCACCAGAAACAUGCCUACGCCAACCAGCGCAGUAUCGACUUUUAGCGGAAGUGGCUCGACAACUCCAUAUCACCAGCUCCAGUUCCAUCGUCUCAACUAUCCACCAGUCAAUCCCGCGGACCAGAAUCCUCCCUGCAAUACUCUAUAUGUCGGCAACUUGCCCCCCGACACCUCUGAAGACGAGCUCAAAGCCCUCUUCUCGCGCCAGCGUGGCUACAAGCGAAUGAUCUUCCGCCAGAAGCCCAAUGGCCCCAUCUGCUUCGUAGAAUUUGAAGACGUCUCCUUUGCUACAAAAUGCCUAACAGAACUCUACGGCUACGAGCUGUCCAACAGCGUCAAGGGCGGCAUCCGCCUCAGUUUCUCCAAAAACCCCCUUGGUGUCCGCAACGGCCAGCCCGGAAGCAUCCACCCUGCUAAUUCCAUGAGCUCGCCUGGCCCUGUCUCCGGAAUCAACAACAGCGCAUCAGCAGGCAUGGGGCCGGUCCGGUUCUCAACCGCCAACGGACCACCACCCGGCCUCAGUGCCCCUCCCGGCCUACCCAUGCCAAUGCCAAUGUCAAUCCCAACAGCCAUGGGACCUCCGCAGCAAGUCCAGGUUCUAAAUACCUCGCAAUUCAACGGGCUAGGCCUGGGCUUGAACCAUAACGCCAACGCUAUGGGAGCAAUGAGGCCUGGGGCCGGACCGGGUCCUGGCUCUGGGCCUGGUGCACCGAUGAAUAUGGGCGUUGGCAUCGGCUCACCGACGGCUGGAAACAUGGGCGCCAUCAACAACAGCGGUUCAUACCCUGACUAUAUGAUGGGGAGGUAG
Messenger RNA from Microsporum canis CBS 113480, 1866 nucleotides. Its product is annotated as RNA binding protein. NCBI's taxonomy places the organism in Eukaryota, Fungi, Ascomycota, Eurotiomycetes, Onygenales, Arthrodermataceae. Gene Ontology annotation, molecular function: mRNA binding. The record is from RefSeq and is a predicted model, not a curated record. Bases 1 to 1866 code for a protein of 621 amino acids. The transcript is spliced from 2 exons.